AUGGAGAAAAUUUUCCGCGCGCUACCUUGCACAGAAAGACAGAAGGUGACUUUCGCCACGUUCACCUUCAAGGACGAUGCACAAGAAUGGUGGCUACUUGCCCUGGAGAAAGAAGAUAUUGUGACUUGGGCAAGAUUCUUGGAGGCAUUCUAUGAAAAAAACUUUCCAGAUUUGCUGUGGGAACAAAAUACAUCGGAAUUCAUACAUUUAAGACAAGGACCCAUGACAGUGGCCGAAUAUGAAAGCAAAUUCACGCAACUGGCCCGAUUCGCGACAUACGUCAUCCCCAUCGAAGCUCGAAAAGCCAGAAAAUUUGAAGCGGGAUUGGAUCCUGAAAUUAAAGACAGGUUAGAGGUUUUGAAACUACCAACCUAUGCGAAGGUGGUAGAUCGAGCAUACAUUAUGGAAAAAGGGAUUAAAACCUUGCGUUCCGGGGAACCAGGCCAGAGGAAGCGAUUGUGGGAAAGAGAUAACAGAAGGCCCGAUGUCGCGCCUCCCAAGAAAGUAAAUACAGGCACAACCAGUUCAACCAGUUCAAACAAUCAAGGUCCUACAAAUCCUAGAGGUGACACCAUUCCAGCUUGCUCUACCUAUGGAAGGACUCAUUGGGGACAAUGCCGUCGAGAUACAAGAGCAUGCUUUAGAUGUGGCCAAGCUGGCCAUUUGUUGAGAAAUUGUCCAAAGCUCGCCAAUCCUACAACCGGCCCCUCUAAACCAAUUCGAAAACCCACAGUACCUGGAGGAGUGAAAAAGGACCAAAAACGCCAAGGAAGAGCUUUUGCCUUGGUGUCUGGAAACCCAGAAAUUACAGAGAACAUCGUGUCAGAUUUGAUUCCCUUCUACAUUAGUACCUUCGAUGUGAUCUUAGGAAUGGAUUGGUUAGCUGCCCACCGUGCCUCUAUCGAUUGCGAAGCCAAAAAGGUCUUCCUCCAGUCACCAAACCAACUCGAGCUUAUCUUCAAAGGACUGGAGCCUCUCCCUCUCCAUGUAUUAUAUCCUUCAUGA
Messenger RNA from Camellia sinensis, 1005 nucleotides. Lineage: Eukaryota; Viridiplantae; Streptophyta; Magnoliopsida; Ericales; Theaceae. The record is from RefSeq and is a predicted model, not a curated record.